AUAAACUUAUAUAUCUCAUCAUUCAUUAUAUCACUACUACUUCUCACCACACCUAUCCCCCUAUCUAGUAUUAACUUUCCCAAAAACACAUCAUACCCCUCAUACGUAAAAUCAAUUAUCUCAUUGUCAUUCUUCAUCAGCCUAAUCCCAACCACCAUGCUACUACUAUCUAACCAAGAGGCAGUAAUCUCCAACUGAAACUGAAUACAUAUCCAAACCUUAUCCAUCAACAUAAGCUUUAAACUAGACUACUUCUCCGUCACGUUUAUAUCCGUAGCACUAUUCGUCACAUGAUCUAUCAUAGAAUUCUCAAUAUGAUAUAUACACUCUGACCCCGACAUGAACAAAUUCAUUAAAUACCUUCUCCUAUUCCUCAUCACCAUAAUAAUCCUAGUCACCGCAAACAAUGCUAUACAACUCUUCAUCGGCUGAGAAGGAGUAGGAAUUAUAUCUUUCCUACUAAUCGGAUGAUGACUGAGCCGAUCAGACGCAAACACCGCAGCCCUACAGGCAAUCUUGUAUAACCGAAUUGGUGAUAUUGGAUUCAUUAUCUCCAUAGUAUGGUUUAUAACAAACCUCAGCUCAUGAGAAAUACAACAACUAUUCAUUAUACAAGACGAAAUAAACUACAUCCCCUUACUAGGCCUCCUACUGGCCGCAACUGGCAAAUCCGCCCAAUUCGGCCUCCACCCGUGACUACCUUCCGCAAUAGAAGGGCCCACCCCAGUAUCAGCCCUACUUCACUCCAGCACUAUAGUGGUAGCCGGAAUCUUCCUAAUAAUCCGAUUCUAUCCGCUAAUCCAACACAACCAAACAAUCUUAACUAUAUCAAUGUGUUUAGGAGCGACCACAACACUAUUCACCGCCCUGUGUGCCCUCACACAGAACGACAUCAAGAAAAUCAUCGCAUUCUCAACCUCUAGCCAACUAGGACUAAUGAUAGUCACCAUUGGCAUCAACCAACCACACCUAGCAUUCCUCCACAUCUGCAUACAUGCAUUCUUCAAGGCCAUGCUAUUCAUAUGCGCCGGUUCAAUUAUCCACAACCUAAACAAUGAGCAAGAUAUCCGAAAAAUAGGAGGACUGUUCAAAAUGCUACCCUUUACCUCCUCCUCACUAAUUAUCGGAAGUUUAGCCCUAACAGGCAUACCUUUCUUAACAGGGUUUUACUCCAAGGACCUAAUCAUCGAAUCCGCAAACUCAUCGUACAUUAAUGCCUGAGCCCUAUUAAUUACGCUAAUCGCCACAUCCCUAACAGCCGUAUACAGCAGCCGAAUUGUGUUUUACGCACUACUAGACCACCCCCGAAGUACAACAACGCUUAACAUCAAUGAAAACAACCCUCUAUUAAUCAAUCCCAUCAAACGACUAGCAAUGGGCAGUAUCUUAGCAGGCUUCAUCAUCUCAAACAACAUUCCCCCCACAAGCAUCCCUCAAAUAACCAUACCUACCUAUAUUAAACUAUCAACACUCAUAGUUACAGCCCUAGGACUUAUAACAGCAAUAGAAUUAAUCAUUAUAAGCCACUACUUAAAAAACAAAUACCCUAAUAAAUUAUUUAACUUCUCAAACAUGUUAGGGUACUUUACUCCCACCGCCCACCGCUUUAUACCUUAUAAAAAACUAAUAAUAAGUCAAAAUCUAGCUUCCUCUUCCAUAGACGCAAUUUGAUUAGAAAAGUCAGCCCCUAAAAAUGUAUCUGAUAUUCAAUACACCGCAUCAAUAUUUACAUCAAACCAAACAGGAUUAAUUAAACUCUACUUUCUGUCAUUCCUACUAUCUUUCAUAGUAGCUCUAAUCCUAUCUACCUAG
Messenger RNA from Heterocephalus glaber (naked mole-rat), 1812 nucleotides. Lineage: Eukaryota; Metazoa; Chordata; Mammalia; Rodentia; Bathyergidae. The record is from the annotation of a RefSeq genome assembly.